GUGCUCGGGGAGAGAGACUAAGACGGAUAACGCGUCAUCUCGCCUUCCCAAAUUUUCCCCCAUCGCUAGACCGGGUCCAAAACCUCCAUCCGGAGCAGGCAGGAAAGGAGAACGAUGUUUAACUCGGUCAACCUGGGCAACUUCUGCUCGCCGUCGCGCAAGGAGAGGGGCGCUGACUUCGCCGAGCGAGGGAGCUGCGCCUCCAACCUCUAUCUGCCCAGUUGCACUUACUACGUGCCCGAGUUCUCCACGGUCUCUUCCUUCCUGCCCCAGGCCCCCUCUCGUCAGAUCUCCUACCCCUACUCUGCUCAAGUGCCCCCGGUCCGGGAGGUCCCCUACGGCCUAGAGCCAUCCAGCAAGUGGCACCAUAGGAACAGCUACUCUGCGUGCUAUGCGGCGACCGACGAGCUCAUGCACCGGGAGUGCCUACCACCUUCCACGGUCACCGAGAUCCUCAUGAAAAACGAAGGCUCUUACGGCGCCCACCACCACCCCAGCGGCCCGCACGCAGCCCCUGCGGGCUUCUACUCCUCGGUCAACAAGAACAGCGUGCUGCCCCAAGCCUUCGACCGCUUCUUCGACAACGCCUACUGCGGCGGUGACCCGCCCGCCGAGCCCCCCUGCUCCGCUAAAGGCGAGGCCAAGGGGGACCCCGAAGCGCCCCCGACCUCGGGACUGGCGACCCGGGCUGAGGCCGGUGCUGAGGCCGAGGCAGAGGAAGAGAAUACCAAUCCCAGCUCCUCGGGUUCGACCCACUCUGCGACCAAGGAGCCGGCUAAGGGAGCCGCCCCCAACGCCCCCCGCACCCGCAAGAAGCGCUGCCCUUAUUCGAAAUUCCAGAUCCGGGAACUGGAGCGAGAGUUUUUCUUCAACGUGUAUAUCAACAAAGAGAAGCGGCUGCAGCUGUCCCGGAUGCUGAACCUGACGGACCGACAAGUGAAAAUUUGGUUUCAGAACAGAAGGAUGAAAGAAAAAAAACUAAGCAGAGACAGGCUGCAGUAUUUUUCAGGAAAUCCACUGCUGUAACUGCAGACCGGUCCGUGAGGGAGGGGGGGAGAAAUUAUUUUAUUUUAUUUUUAUUUUUUAUUUUCUAACUCGUCAUUUUUCCGCGGGUGGAAAACUGGACUGUGGCCAGGGCUGGUCCCCACUGCCGGUGCUGGCACUUCCUUCCGGAACAUCUUCACCUUGGGUCUGAUUCACCGUAGCGACAGAGACCCUGCCUGGAAAAGGAGGUGAAGGGAAGUAUCUGACCUUGGCGAGUGGAUCCUGUUGGCGCCAAGGCCCCAAGACUGUUUAUUUAAAAGAAAACACACCUUGCGACGAUGUCUUGCUGCUGGGAUUGGGUGAGGGGAAGUGCCCGCACCGUGGGCGCCUGAGCCGAACAAUCCUCGAACUCCAAGCCUUCCCUUGCCCAUGUGAAAAGAUUGCUGAAACACCUUGUCUGUGAGGCCUCCGGGGCUCCCCAUCCCCACCCCCACCUUGCCCCUUGUUAGGGGGCAGCUAAAUGUGAUCCUGCCUUGCUGUGAAAUUUCUGUACCUUCGACCUGGUGUUAGGUGUGCAAAAAGUCCACCUCCUACCUCUGUCUGCGCCUGGCCCCGCCUGAGCCUAGCUGCUCUCCCUGUAAACCUGUAGAGACCUCUUUUGAAAAUUCUUAACUGGUGCAUUGAGGUGUCCUAAACUUUUUCCCAAACAGUGUCCCCACUCCAUGGAUUUAUUGCUCGCCUAUGCAGUCCUUAACUCCUUAAGAAGAAAAAAAAGAUUGGGGUGGAGGAGACAGUAGAGAGAUGGGGUCGGGUGCCUCCCCCUAGCUGGGCUUGAAUUUUUGUAAAUAAAUUUCACAAGCACUUCUUUCUACCUGGAGAGGAAGGGGGAGGUUGUGCCAGAAAGAGAUUCUAAUUGCCCAUCUCUCUCCAUGUGUGUCAGUGCGUGUGUACAAUGUGCAGUCCCCACCCUGCUCCUGUCUCAGAGGGAUUGCUGUGAAUUUUUUUGUGGCAAAUAAAGAUAUUUCAUUCUGUUCAA
This is a messenger RNA of Nannospalax galili (Upper Galilee mountains blind mole rat), 2020 nucleotides long. It is a transcript of the gene Hoxc11, whose product is annotated as homeobox C11. The transcript has 2 exons. Gene Ontology annotation, molecular function: DNA-binding transcription factor activity, RNA polymerase II-specific; RNA polymerase II cis-regulatory region sequence-specific DNA binding. The record is from RefSeq and is a predicted model, not a curated record. NCBI's taxonomy places the organism in Eukaryota, Metazoa, Chordata, Mammalia, Rodentia, Spalacidae. The coding region runs from base 115 to 1026 and encodes 303 amino acids. Gene Ontology annotation, cellular component: nucleus. Gene Ontology annotation, biological process: regulation of transcription by RNA polymerase II; anatomical structure development.